GCAACACUGCAACAAAGUUGUCUCAUCAAAAUCUCACAUUUUUUGAAGAAAAAUUUCACCAAACUUUCAAAUUUUGCACAGAAUUUUCGAAUAUUCGAAUAUAAAGAGUUCAUUUUCAUCGUCAUAAAGGAAUUCCCAGAAAAAAGAAGCAAUUUUUUCAAUAACCCAUUUGAUUUCAGCUCUAAAUUUCUCCUAUACAUCUCAGUUUGUUGAAAAGGGACCUCUGGUAUCAUCAUUGGGCUAAACUUCUGCAUUGUUAUCAAUCAUGAAGUACCUGGAAUAUACCCCUCUUGAUCGGAUAAAUGAUUUUCUGAGUCAUGUGAAUCUUGGAGAGCGAACCAUUAAAGGAUGUCUCGAAGCGUACUCUUGUAAACACACUGGAACAGACAAGAAAUUAUCGCUUAGCUUGGAGAAUGAGAUUUUUGAUUAUCUUGGAAAAUCUUCAGAUGCUGAUUCUUCUUCACCUGUUGAAUAUCUAAUGUGUAGAUCCAGCCGGAAAACGUUGAUAUAUCUACUCCUUUCUCUCUAUCACAUGUAUCCAGAUUAUGACUUCAGUGCAGUGAAUGCUCACCAGUUUUUCACUGAAGAGAGCUGGGACAGUUUUAAGCAGAUAUUUGAUGUCUACAUGUUUGAGGCUUCAAAGGAAUGGCUUGACGCAAAUGAAGGCAGUGCUCUGCUUGAAACCUUGUACAAGGCUUUAGAUGAGGUUGUAAAAGUUGCUGAAUGUGAAAUCUACACUUACAAUCCGGAGGCAGAUGCAGAUCCAUUUCUCGAGAAGGGAGCCAUAUGGUCUUACCACUUUUUCUUCUACAAUAGAAGAUUGAAACGUGUCGUGAGUUUCCGCUUCAGCUGUGUGAGUAACUUGGUUAGUGAAGGACACCUAUUAGACGACUCAAGUUUUGAUGAAGACGGAGAGAUAUUCGAUGGUAUGGACAUGUGAAUACAACAAUUUGUUCAUAGCACGUUGUUAGUGUCGUAAAUCCUUGUAUCGAAUUAGUGGUGUACAAUUUGACAGUAGGUACUGAAACUACUAUAUAUAUCGUAAAUAAGCAAUCAUCCUUGUAUCGUUUAGAGGGUUGAGGUAGCGACUGUCGCGCUGCUUCGUGAUCAGUUAUGUAUUUUCUGUACUCUGUGAUGAAGAUUUUUUCAAGUUAUGGUUGGCUGUUGCCCCUAUUCUUAUGAAGCUCUUUGUGUGUA
Molecule: messenger RNA, 1197 nt
Organism: Solanum pennellii
Lineage: Eukaryota; Viridiplantae; Streptophyta; Magnoliopsida; Solanales; Solanaceae
Product: repressor of RNA polymerase III transcription MAF1 homolog
Exons: 11
Coding region: 266-940 (224 amino acids)
Biological process (GO): negative regulation of transcription by RNA polymerase III
Cellular component (GO): nucleus
Molecular function (GO): RNA polymerase III core binding
Source: RefSeq, a predicted model, not a curated record